This is a messenger RNA of Physeter macrocephalus (sperm whale), 1255 nucleotides long. RefSeq names its product mucin 13, cell surface associated (gene MUC13). The record is from RefSeq and is a predicted model, not a curated record. The transcript has 3 exons. The coding region runs from base 101 to 427 and encodes 108 amino acids. Gene Ontology annotation, biological process: heart development. Lineage: Eukaryota; Metazoa; Chordata; Mammalia; Artiodactyla; Physeteridae.
UUUUCAUUGGUUGAAUCCCAAAAUGUGUUAAAAGGUAACAAUAACCACAGUGGAAUGGGGUGCUUUCACAAGUUACCUUAUCCAUAUUGUCUUGCUAAAUAUGUCUUUGAAUUAUUUGUGCCCCUUAGAGGAAGAUCGGUGUGAUUAUUAUGGUUGUAAGAAAAAUGGGCAAGAUGAGUGUGCCAGUGGUUUACUAUGUCAGUGCAAACCGGGGCUACAGAGACCGAACCCACAGUUCCCUCUGUGUGUUGCUUUGGGUCCACAGUGUCCUGAUUACUGCAACACACAGAACAAGAGUCAAUGCCUAGUGAAGAACAGCAGGGACGCUAAGUGCGUGUGCCUGCCAGGCUACAAGGAAGAUAAUCGUGGGAUCUGCCAACCGUGUGCGUUUGGCUACAGCGGAGUUGAUUGUAAAGACUGUGAGUAGAAGAGUCUUGCUUUGUUAAUAAGCUUCUAAGAAACAGACAUUGACCACAUUCAAAAUUCUCUCCAGUCCCCCAAAGUCUCUGGCUUGUUUCAUAAAGAGAGAGAAAAUCAAGCUGGAGUUUAUCUUCUGGGUCAGGCCACUCCAUGCUAACCCUUAGGUUGUGGCAGAGCCUCUCUGUUAUGGGAAAUAAUAGAACUCAGCCCAAGAGGUAGGCUGGUGCCUCUGGACUCGUCCCAGGCCAAAGAAGUUUGUCCCAACAUUAUAUUCAUCUCCUACAUUAGAUUAAAUAUGCAUUGUCUGCUACUAAAAAGGAUAAAGACCAGUAUAUUCCAAAGAUGUUUAUGUUCACAGUAGAGCAGAACUAGAAACCAGACGUUCAAAUACUCAAAUCAUCUUUUUGUCUCAGAGCUAUUUACUAAUUUGGGAUGUGUUGUCAUAAAUUCAGUUGCUUGGUUCCCUCCCAGGCCCUACCCCCACCAGAUUGGGACAAUACUAACUGUAUAUUUUAAAUGAUUUCAUAUUUUAAAUCUUAUAUAAUGAACUAAAAGAUCAAUGAUCCAAGAUGAAGGGAAUAUUCCUGUUAGCCUCCCAGCCAGCCACAAAGUUAGUGAUAAGAAAUGCUUUUAAUUUCUACUGUAUUUUGUCGUGAGGCUGGGUUUGCUAAGUCAUUUCUUUCUUCUGGGCUUUCAGUGUCCACACCUAUAAAAUGAGAAGUUUGGAUCAGAUAACCUUUGAGGUUUUUUCCAGACUUAAUGGUCGAUGGUCCCUUGCAUCCUGGUUAGAGGUGGCAUAUAUGGCAGUCAUGUAGCAGAAAGAAUCAAAGGGAUC